AUGGACGCGAUGGACACGGACACGCCUGGCCCUGCGUCGCUGGGCGCUGCGCCCUCCCUCGAUCCGUGGGACUACAAUGAGCAGGUGCGGCAGGUACAAGCCGCCAUGCUCGAUAGCGACGACGACGCACGCGCCGCGCAGGUGCCAGCGCUGCUGCAGGCGUAUGCGGCGAAGGCGGCGGUCAUGGCACUCACGCCGACUGAGUGGCACAUCUAUCUCAGCUCGGCGCAUACGCAUAUGAGCGCAGAUGCAUGGCUUGAUCUGCAUGCCCAGAGCACGCAGGACACUUUCGAUAUGAGCCUGUUUGUGCGCUACGCCAGUCUUGUGCUCCGCCUGCACGAGGCACAGACGGGCCUCGCGUAUGAGAUGGAUAUAGACGCGCCCAUCCAGCACGCCAAUGGGACGCCGUGGCAGCUUGGUGCGCUGACCGAACAGUGGACCGGGCGUCGCGGGCCGCCCCUUCGAGACAACGGCAUGUACGAGCGCGCCGACCUCGGCGCUGGCGCCUCGCCGAUCUCGCUCGAGACAGCGCGCAGCCUGUUGCGCGAGCUCGACGGAGCUUCUGCACCAGAUGUACAUCGCUCGGCUACAGGUUCCGCAUCAACGUACGUAUUCGAGACUUACGCAGAACUGGCUGCGACUUUUGAACAACUUUCGUCGUUCGUAUCGAGCUGCAUGCCCUCGGAGGCGUACGAAGCCGUGAUGGCCGCGGCGAACCGGUACUAUGCGGACUCACUGCGCCUGUGGGAGGAGCGUGAGGCAUGGGAAGAUGGCGUGGCACAACCACACGCUACGCUGCAGGAGCACUGGCUGCCGUACCUGGCGUGGCAGGCCCAUCGCGUCAAGCAGCUGCGCGUGGCCAAGGACAAGUCGCAUCUCGGCACCGAGGAAGAGUGGGCGAGCAUGCUGUACCGGCGCGCGCUGCGCUGCUACGGCCUGUAUCCACUCGCGCGGAACGCCAAGGAUGAGCAGCAGUACGCCUCGGUGCCGCCUACACCGGACGUCGAGAAGCGCUGGCGCAACAAGCUGGCCUCCAAGUCGUUGCAGCGCGAACGCGAGCGGAUGCGAAAGGACGCGCGCGAAGCCGCACGGCUUGCGGAAAGCCUGUGGCUAGACUUUGCAGCUCUGGUCAGCACCCCCCAGGUCGACGCGUCCGCGCUCUUGCGCGUAUGUGCGGAUGCCACACGCGCUGUGCCUCCGUCUGGGCGCCUGUGGGCGCUAUAUCUCCGUACGCUCGUGCGCUUUCAGCGCCCAGCCACACAGGUGCAGACACUGUACGAGAGGACGAUCGCAAGUGGCUCGAUCGCCGCGGUCGGCGGCGGCCACGCGCUUCUGCCGCUACUCGUCGCGCACAUGGACUGCGUGCGUGCGCAAAUGACACUUGAGAUGGCCACGGAGCACCGCGUGCCGCCGGACCAGGUCGUGCUCGUGUCGGACCUCGAUCGCUUCAUGCGCCUUUGGGAGCUCCUGGUGCAGGCGACGGCCUCAAUGGCGGCGCUGCCGGAAGACGAGCAAGACCCGCACCUGCUCCUCGAAAAGUAUGCCGUCGACUGGAUCGAGCGUGCGGCGCGUGCGAUUGUCGCGUCUGCCGGCAUGCCCCCUGGGGGCGGUGACAACCCUGCAGCCGGACUCCUGGAGCUCGCAGACGACGUGUGGACGCGUGCGCUCAAGCAGCAUGCACACAACGUAUACGUGUAUAUCGAGUCGGCCCUCUUCUACAAACGCCGCGACGACGAUAAACGCGCGCGGCAGCUCUUUAAGGCGGGUAUUGCGAAGCACGGCCUCGAGAACAAGCUCGCGCUGCUGCAGGCGUACGUGCAAUUUGAGCACGAGCGCGGCUCGCCUGCCGAGGUCGAGCUGGCCGAGGCCAAGCUCAAGGCCGAGACCGACAAGGCAUGGCGCCAGUGGCUCCAGUACCAGUCACAGGCCCAGGCUAGUGCGCCCGAGCCGCAGCCCAUGGAGACGGAGACGGCCGACGUGCCGAAGCGCAAGGCCGAAGACGAGGCGCCGGCCGACAAGAGACGCGCUGAGACGGAGGAGCCUGCGCCGUCGCGCGACCGCGAGUUCUCGUCCGUGAUGGUCUCGGGCCUGCCCGCACAGGCGACCGAGGCAGACGUGCGCACGUUCUUUCGCGACUGCGGCACCAUAUUCAGCCUCGUGGGUCCUCGCGAGAUGGCCGCGACGGACGAGGACGGCCAGCCCACAAGUGCGGCGCUGGUCGAGUUCACGGACCGCGACGGCGCAGGCGCCGCGCGCACGCGCGACUGGAAGAAGGUGCGCGGCUCACAGGCACGUGUCACGCUCAGCUACCUGUGCACGCUGUACGUGACCAACUUCCCGCCGGAUGCGAGUGACGAGGCGGUGCGCGCGCGCUUUGCGCCCUAUGGCCCGAUCUUUGACGUGCGCUGGCCAAGCCGCAAGUUUCAGCAGUCGCGGCGCUUCUGCUACGUGCAAUUUGCUACAGAGGCUGCUGCGCAGGCUGCGCUUGCCGAGCAUGGCGCGCACUGGCAUGGCGAGCAUGCUCUGCAGGUUCUGCUCUCGAACCCACAGCACAGGAAGCAGCGCUCGGAUGCACAUGCGAACGACAAGGAACUGUAUAUGACAGGCCUCCCGCGCUCCGCAACGUCAGAGGAUGUGCGGCAAUUCUUCGCACCGCACGGCGACGUCGCGGAGGUCCGCGUGCCCGCGCGACCUGACGGCAAGUCGCGCGGCAUUGCCUUUAUUCAAUUCCACAGCGCCCUCGAUGCGCGCCGCGCAAUGCAGGCAACGAACAGCACCAAGUUCCAGGGGCGCCUCGUCGCAGUAAUGCUCGCCGAUGCGGGACGCAAUGCGCGCCCCGAGCGCUCUAGUGGGGACGACUGGCGCGCCCGCUCUGUGCUCGUGGCUGGCUUGCCGCCCGAUGCGCAAGAAGCACUCAUUCAGCAGGCGCUAGAGAGCGCGCUGGGCCCGCAGUCGGUGCGACGCGUAUUUUGGACGCCGGGACGUGCGCCGGGGCCGGAUGGGACAUGCGAUAGCCUCGUCGAGCUCGCGGACGCCGAGACGGCAGGGAAGGCGGUGCUCACAGCGCGCGCCUCCUACGCGGGCGCUCCACUGACACUGUCGGCGCAUGUGCCGCCGGCUCCGACGCCCGCCGCGCCGCCGCUGGUGCCCCGAGGAGCGGGCGCGGCUCGCGGGCGCCGCGCAUUUGGCUUUUCACGUGUGCACACGGCGUCGGACACGGUGCCGAAAACCCAGGACGCCUUCCGGGACAUGCUGCGAAAGUAG
This is a messenger RNA of Malassezia sympodialis ATCC 42132, 3264 nucleotides long. RefSeq lists its product as uncharacterized. Gene Ontology annotation, molecular function: protein binding; RNA binding. The record is from RefSeq and is a predicted model, not a curated record. Lineage: Eukaryota; Fungi; Basidiomycota; Malasseziomycetes; Malasseziales; Malasseziaceae. Gene Ontology annotation, biological process: RNA processing. The coding region runs from base 1 to 3264 and encodes 1087 amino acids. The transcript has 2 exons.